Messenger RNA from Ctenocephalides felis (cat flea), 1558 nucleotides. RefSeq names its product 1-acyl-sn-glycerol-3-phosphate acyltransferase gamma-like. The record is from RefSeq and is a predicted model, not a curated record. Bases 243 to 1418 code for a protein of 391 amino acids. Lineage: Eukaryota; Metazoa; Arthropoda; Insecta; Siphonaptera; Pulicidae. Gene Ontology annotation, molecular function: 1-acylglycerol-3-phosphate O-acyltransferase activity. Gene Ontology annotation, cellular component: endomembrane system. The transcript has 8 exons.
GUCGCGACGAUGGCAACGCACCGACGAUUUUCUUUCUUAUUUUUAUAAUAAAUAAUGUGGCUGAGAUAUUCGAAUAUUCUCAUUCAGUUCGAAUAAACCUAUAGACAGUGUUAUGUUAACGUUCUUUCCGGCCGGUAUAUAGUCAUAAAUGAUAUUAGUGGAGUUACAUUCAAGUGGUUGUUUGUUAUUAUACAAUUAAGGAUUUUUCAUAAGAUUUUCCAUAUAAGAAUUGAAAGCAUAAAAUGAUUCUCUCCGUGCUGAAAAAAUCUCGCAUCGUGCACUUGUGUUUUGCCAUUUCAUUCUUCACAUCAGGCCUGAUCAUAAACAUUGCACAAUUCAUAUUAUACACAUGUCUCAAGCCUUUCAACAAGAGGCUUUACAGAAAACUUGGUUAUUAUUUGUGCUACACAUUUUACAGUCAGAUAGUGUUUUUAGCUGACUGGUGGUCCAAAUCUAAUCUGACCUUACACAUAUCAAAGAAAGAUUAUGAACAAUGUGGGAAGGAACAUGGUCUUUUAAUUAUGAAUCAUACGUACGAAACAGAUUGGUUAUUAGGAUGGAUGUUUACGGAAAAAAUUGGUGUACUUGGUAAUUGUAAGGCAUAUGCAAAAAGAUCUAUUCAAUACAUUCCGUCAUUAGGAUGGUCUUGGAAGUUUGCAGAGUUUGUCUUCUUAGAGAGGUCCUAUGAUAAGGAUAAAGAAUUUAUUGGUAAACAAAUUAGCGAAAUUAUGGAUUAUCCUGAUCCUACGUGGUUAUUGUUAAAUGCAGAAGGCACACGUUUUACUCUAGCAAAGCAUGCUGCAUCUCAGAAAUUUGCUGCUGAACAUGGACUACCAGUUCUUAAGCAUCACUUAACACCGCGCACUAAAGGUUUUAUCGCAAGCUUACCAUCCCUUAAAGCCAAAUGCCCUGCCAUAUAUGAUAUUCAACUUGUAGUCAAACCAGAUGAAAAGGUAUCACCAACUGUAUUAAAUUUCCUACUAGGACGAACGAUAAAUGCAUAUAUGCAUGUUAGGAGGAUACCUAUGUCAUCAGUACCGUCAGAUGAAGACGGUGCAGCAAAAUUUAUGCAUAAUUUAUUUAAGGAAAAGGAUGAUCAAGUAGACUCUUUCCUGAAAACAGGAAGAUUUUUACCAGAAUCAGAAACAACAGGGUAUAUGGAACCUUUCAAACUAAAACCUAGUUUAGCUCCGUUACUGAAUACAAUAUGUUGGGGAAUUAUCACAUUGACACCUAUGUUGUAUUAUUUAGCAAGUCUUUUACUUAGUGGAGAAUUGCUGUAUUUUAGUGCGGGCAUGUGUAUUAUUGGAACAUUUUAUGCACUCAUGCAGAAAACAAUAGGUAUGUCCAAGAUCAGUAAAGCUUCAGAUUAUGGAUCAGAUUCACCAAGCAAGCGUUCACCAAACAAACAGACUUAAUCAUUUUAAUACUCGAUCAUCAUAUUAUUAUGCUCAUUCACUUUUAAAGCGUUUUGUUAAGGUAAGCAAAUAAUAUCCAGUAUUGAAGUUAAAUAAGAACUGAUUAUCGAAAGAUAUUAAGGUUCAGGUUUAAGAAUUUU